UGAAUGUGGCGCGUCAGUGCUGGCAAUCGACGUAACCUCCAAAUUAUCAAGUUAUGUUUUUUGGCUAAAUUUGGGCGAAAUUAUCGUUAAUGAAGGCGAAUAAAAUGAUCGGAAGUUAUUAUUUUGUGAUCGUGGGUCAUAAGGAUUUGCCUUUGUUUGAAAUGGAGUUUACGAAUAGUAAAGACCCUAAGAAGGAGGACCAUAGACAUUUAAACCAAUUUAUCGCCCAUUCCGCUUUGGACUUAAUCGACGAACACAAAUGGAAAACCCAUAAUAUGAAUUUAAAAUCAGUGGACAAAUUCAACCAAUGGUUUGUCUCCGCUUUUGUAACGGCGAGCCUGAUAAGGUUCGUUAUGGUCCACGAUAAUAGGAAUGAUGACGGCAUUAAGAACUUCUUCUCCGAAAUAUACGAGGCGUACAUCAAACACUCCCUCAACCCGUUUUACGAGGAAAAUACCGUGAUCAAGUCGGCCGCGUUCGAGAAAAAGGCCCAACUGUACGGAAAAAAGUACCUUUCCGUGUAAUAACAAUAAAACACCAACUAAUAACAAUA
This is a messenger RNA of Tribolium castaneum (red flour beetle), 553 nucleotides long. RefSeq names its product TRAPP subunit 20 (gene Trs20). The record is from RefSeq and is a predicted model, not a curated record. Gene Ontology annotation, biological process: endoplasmic reticulum to Golgi vesicle-mediated transport. The coding region runs from base 90 to 524 and encodes 144 amino acids. The transcript has 2 exons. Gene Ontology annotation, cellular component: cytoplasm; nucleus; TRAPP complex. NCBI's taxonomy places the organism in Eukaryota, Metazoa, Arthropoda, Insecta, Coleoptera, Tenebrionidae.